Molecule: messenger RNA, 750 nt
Organism: Saxophila tyrrhenica
Lineage: Eukaryota; Fungi; Ascomycota; Dothideomycetes; Mycosphaerellales; Extremaceae
Exons: 2
Coding region: 1-750 (249 amino acids)
Cellular component (GO): cytosol
Molecular function (GO): RNA binding
Source: RefSeq, a predicted model, not a curated record
AUGUCGAGUUCAACCAGAGCCCGAGCGGGCAAGUACACAAAGGCGAAGCGGGGUGGCGGUCGUCAGUUCAGCAAGAACCUCAGACCACUCGAUGCGGACGGUGUGGAGAAGAGCAUGUGGGCAGAGCCAACCUCAGCCAACGACGACGACGAUGACGACUCAGAGGAAGAUUCCGACGAGGAGUCCGACUCCGACGAUGCACCAAAGGGGCAGCAGCAGCAAGCUGAGAUGACGCGUGAGGAGCGAAGGGCUGCCGCAAAGGCGAAGAAGGAGGCUGCGAUCAAGCGGAAGCAGGGCGUUGCGCAACCCGGCGACAUGCCGUCGAGCAGCUCUGAGGAGGAAGAGGAGGAAGACGGAGACAUGCCCGCAAACCCCAACCACAGCGCUGCGGCACGCAAGCAGGCUGCCAAAGCCGUUACGGAGGAGAAGCCCGAGGGCAGCAAGGAGAAGGCCAAGGAGCCCUCGCAGAUGUCUCGGCGAGAGCGCGAGGCCUUCCAGGCGCAGCAGAGCAAGGAGCGGUACCAGAAGCUGCACGCUGAGGGCAAGACUGAGGAGGCUCGUGCGGACAUGGAGCGGCUGAAGUUGGUGCGAGAGCAGAGGGCGGAGGCCGCAGCGCGCAAGGAGGCAGAGAAGCAGGAGAAAGAGAUGAUGGAGAGGGAGAAGAAGGAACAGUUGGAACGUAUGGAACGCCAGGCGAAGCUCAAGGCCGCGAGAGGUGGACGUGGUGGGAAGAAGGGAGGGAAGUCAUAA